This is a messenger RNA of Argiope bruennichi, 4751 nucleotides long. Its product is annotated as delta-like protein B. Gene Ontology annotation, biological process: Notch signaling pathway; establishment or maintenance of epithelial cell apical/basal polarity; multicellular organism development. Gene Ontology annotation, molecular function: calcium ion binding. Gene Ontology annotation, cellular component: plasma membrane; protein-containing complex. Lineage: Eukaryota; Metazoa; Arthropoda; Arachnida; Araneae; Araneidae. The coding region runs from base 758 to 3025 and encodes 755 amino acids. The transcript is spliced from 15 exons. The record is from RefSeq and is a predicted model, not a curated record.
GUGGGAAAAAGACCUGCCUCGGAAUGGAAGAGAUAACGGCGACGAAGAAUCUCUGCUCCGACGGAAUGACAAUCGACGAGAAUCGAGCGAAAAAUUAAAAGCGAUACCUCCGGAAGGAUUAUGGUGCCGGGAUCUGAAGUGAAUUAAUUACUGAGUGAAUGGGUGAUGGAUUAUUCAGUUAUCAAGAACUGAAGCAUGUCAAGGAUUUUCAUCCCAUUUAGAUAUUCAUAAAAGGAUAACGGUAUAGAGAGAAAAAGCAUUGCAGCCAUUUUCACUCCAUAUUUACAAGAACCCCAUAUUUCAUGACCUCUCUGAGUUUGAAAGUUUAAUUUAUGGAAAUACGCCUCUCUCUCUCUCUAAGUCGAUACGUCAAAAAAAUGCUGAAAUUAGACGUUUGAAAUUUGGUAAAUUUGCUUGAAGGGAUGUUUUGACCUGCUUUCUGCUUCACUACAAUCCAAGACUAUUUUUCAAAGAGAAUGGUUUAUGAAUACACAUUCAGUAAUUCUUGCAAUGGUUAGGCUCUUCAAGAAUUUAGUUUCUCAAGAUCUACAUGAGCCCGAGAAAUUUGUUUCAGUGGAGAUUCGACCCAAAUCUAAAAUAGGAAUCUACAUCUGGUAAUUCUUACAUGCAAGACAUUUGAAUUUUCACACUUUAAAGGAAGGAUAUCUAUGAAUGGUGACGUUGAUGACGACCUUAAAGCUCCUUUUCGGACCAGUGACCGGCCCAGAAGGUGACUAACCUAAGGCCUGGACGGGACAUGGGCAGAUUGUGUCUAAAAUACAUCACUGCAACAGCCUUGCUCUUGAUUUUUGUAGCGGUGUGUCCACAAAGGGUAAAGUGUAACGGGGCCCUCUUCGAGUUGAUUCUGGAGUCUUUGGAGAAUUCUGACGGCCGAGAGAUCACUGGAGUUGGCUGUUGCAGUGGUCUUCCACCUCGGGCGGACGCCUCUUGCCCGGGCGAUUGUUCAGUCUACCUGCAUUUCUGCAUCCAGAACUACCAGGAGCAGCCGAGCAACCACUGCCCCUACUUCGAAUUGCAGACCACUCUCCUCUCCAAGAACGGCACCGCGUCCUACGACAUCAGCAAGCAGGAGAAGAUGGUCUUCGAUCUUCCAUUCAAAUGGCCGGGUAACUUCAAUUUCCUUAUUGAAGCUUGGCAUCCACCAGAUCCGAUAAGUAAAAGCAGAAACCUCGUGGAAAGAUUUUCCGCCAAGAGGAAUCUGACCAUCAAUACGGAGUGGACAGAGGACUUCCUCUUUACUAAUAGGACCACCCUCCGAAUCAAAUACAGAGUGUUCUGCAAACCGCACUACUAUGGGGAAGCUUGCGAAACCUUAUGUCGAGAUCGAGACGAUCGCUUUGGGCAUUUCUACUGUUCGGAAAACGGGACCAAGAUAUGCUUACCUGGUUGGGGAGAUGAUACUGAUUACUGCAACAAAGCUUUAUGUGAACCUGAAUGUGUGCAUGGAAUAUGUGAUGGUCAAACACCUAAUAAAUGCAGGUGUCAAGUUGGAUGGACAGGACCUGUGUGCGAAACUUGCAUGACUCACCCUGGAUGUGUUCAUGGUAGAUGUGUUGUACCAAAUCAAUGUCUGUGUGAUGAAGGAUGGGGUGGCUUGCUGUGUAAUCAAGACCUAAACUACUGUACCAACCACAAACCUUGUCAGCAUGGGGGUACAUGCACAAAUACUGGUCAAGGAAAUUACACAUGCAGUUGUUCUGAGGAUUUUAUGGGCCGAAACUGUGAAAUUCACAAAAAUCCAUGUUUUCAAAACCCAUGUGAAAAUGGAGGUUCAUGUGAGAACCCUACUGAUGGACAAUACACUUGUAAUUGUGCCCUUGGGUACUUUGGGCCACGCUGUGAAACAUGGGCUAACAUUUGCAGUGAUGAUAUUUGUGUAAAUGGAGGUUCCUGUAUCCAAGAUCCUAAUGGAUUUAUAUGUUCCUGUCCUGUGGGUUACACAGGUUUGCUGUGUGAAGAAACUGAUGAAAGCAACUGUCAAGUCUAUCCUUGUCUUAAUGGUGGUACAUGUGUUAAUUCUUCAGAUGGCUUUCAGUGCAUUUGCAGGCAGGGCACAAGUGGAAGCCGCUGUGAGAAAGCUAAUCAUUGUUCCUCUAAUUCAUGCGAACACGGAGGCACCUGUGUUGAACUCCAUGACAACAUUACAUGUUUAUGUCCUUCGGGAUUUUCUGGAACUUAUUGUCAAUACAAUCACAACAAAUGCUCUCUUAACCCUUGUGCCAAUGGAGCAACAUGUUACAAUCUUAUAGAUGGAUAUCAUUGUGAUUGUGCGGCAGGAUUCUUUGGACAGAACUGCAAUUUUGUGGAUCCUUGUAUCUCUUCACCAUGUCUUAAUGGUGCCUCGUGCCAACCCACUGAAAUGGACUUCACCUGCCACUGCCUUAAUGGCUACCGGGGUGACCGGUGCCACUUGACAGAAACUGACUGGAAGGAGCACCCCUCUGUUGCCUCCAACGUAUCCCACCGGAUCUCCCAGGAAGAAGAAGAGGGGAGCAAAGUGGAUAUAGUCCUCAUUUCCACUCUGUCCUCAGUCUUGGUGAUACUUAUAAUCCUCAUUCUAUGUGUUUUGAGGUGCCUACUGAUACGUAGGCGACGCCACCGGCAGCACAUGGACAAACCUCAACAGAAAGCCAAAGAUUGUGACUUUGACCUUGAGGAGGAGAGAUUGCAGAAUGAGCGUAAUGCCAUGCACAUGAACUACAAACAGUGUGAUAUGCCUCAGAAAAUUGUGAAUGAAUUGGACAGAGUACCUGCCAAAAUGGUGAAUGAGGCGAAGCCAAAAGUGCUUAAUAAUGAAGUGAACAACAAAAAGAUUCCAGAUAAGAGUUUGGUGUGUCCACCAAGAACUUUUCAGAAGAUUGAUAAUACAAGUGGUAGUUCUAUAAGUUGCCACUCAUCUCAGGACUAUCCUCCAUGUCACAGUGGAGGCAUCUACGUCAUUGAGGAUCACUUGAAAUCACAUCCUGGUCUCAGUAAAGAAGACAUUUUGGCCACUGAAGUUUAAAGAUAGGCGCCCUACUAUUUAUAUCUUGUACAGAUCGUCAAGUGCCUUUUUGUAAUAUAUGUAUUUGUACAAAAGAGAGCUUUCUAUAGAAGAUUAUAGAUUUUUUUUUUUGUUUAAUUUAUAUUUGUAGUUAAAGAAAAGUCUCCUAGCUAAUGUGGUUGAAAAUUUGUUUCACUCUCAUUGUUUAACAGUAGCUUUGUAUUUCAUCUUCAUUUGAUGAGUAGAGUUUGUUAUUUAAUUUAAAUCUACACUUUGUUAAUUUAUAUGAGUUAAUGAAUUUUUACAUGUCAUUUUAUUUAAUCUUUUUAAGUGAGAAAGAUCAAUAAAUCAUUCUAUUAUUUAUUUUUUUACCGAAUUUGACCUUUGCAUUGCUUGUUUUUUAAAUAAAAAAUAAGCAUAUUGUAAAACAAUGAUUCGAAGAAAAAAAUGUCAAGAAAUGAAUUAUUUGAGUUUUCUUUUUCUAAAAUAAAGUAGUGAAAUAUCACCCAAGUUGUAUUUUUUGAUGGAUGAAAAUGUCUUCUCAUUACAGAUCAUUGUGAAUGAUUAACAUUACGUUUUGUACUUUUAAAAAUUAAAAAUCGAUUGGGAGAUAUAUUUCCUCAGAGUUGGAAUUCUAUUUUUGCUAUAAUAUGCCAUCAAAAUGAAUGUUGUAAAAUAAUGAACAUGAAUCACUUGACAUUUAUAUAUGCUUAUAUGGAGAAUAUAUAAAUAUUAAAAUUUUAUGUUAUGAAAUAUGAUGAAGAUUAGCUGCCUGGGCUGUUCCAUUUUUAGUUGACAGGAAAAAUAGUUUUAGCGCUUAGAAUAUUUAGUCUCAAGUGGAGACUAAAACCAUUAAACAAGAUAGAGAUUAUAUUUCCUUCUGUCUUUUAAAAGUAGUAACUAUUGCUAUUUCUCAUUUUGAAUGUACAAUUUGCAGAUCUGCAAUCCUUAGAAUUUUCUUAAGAUUUUCUUUUAUUGAUUACUGAUCAUUUCAGUAUAAAUAUAACUGAUGUGCCAUUUGCUUUUACGUUGAUUUCGAGUUCAAGUAAUCUUGAAACUCUUUAAGUACAGUAAGCACAUUUUUUUUCUAAUACUUUUUAAACAGACACUUUUAGAUAAAUAGAUUUUUCUAAAGUCAGAUUUUUAAAUAUAAUUUUUUUUUUUCUUUCUUUCAACUAGUAGCACUCUGAUAUUUACUUAUUCAAACUGUGAUGGUUCAGAUUUCCAACAUAAAGUGCUCACAAUUGUAGAACACAUUGCACAUCUAAUUUCUAGUUCAAAAAUUUGACAUUCCUUUUCCUAGAUUAAAAUUUAUGCAAAUUUUGUAUAGAGAAGUAACUUUUUCCCUGUCUGCAAAGGGUGGAAGUAAAUAAAUCUUUAUGUAACACUUCUGUCUGCAAUUUUUCACUAAUAGUUUAAAUACUUAUAAAAACUUUUCAGUGUAUUUUAAGCAGUUAAAAAAAUAAACUACAAAUUUCACUUAUAGCAAAUGGAUUUGACUUACCUGUGUGUUUCCAUAGAAUUUUGUCAAGAACUUCAGCUUACUUAAAAAGCAAUACCUUGUUCCAUUUUUGAGAGUUAUUCCUGUAUUAGUUUUACAAUAGCAUAAGAUAUUGAACUAGUUUCUGUAAAUAGCAUGUGUACAUUUUUAGUUGGAUCUCAUCUUGUAUAUAAGCGGAAGCUGUUGUUUUUAUGUCUGUUUCUGCAGCACCUAUGUUCUAAAUAAAAUCAUAAUUGUCUAUUUUUG